Messenger RNA from Podospora pseudocomata, 3687 nucleotides. RefSeq names its product putative ATP-dependent RNA helicase DHR1 (gene ECM16). Gene Ontology annotation, biological process: maturation of SSU-rRNA from tricistronic rRNA transcript (SSU-rRNA, 5.8S rRNA, LSU-rRNA). Lineage: Eukaryota; Fungi; Ascomycota; Sordariomycetes; Sordariales; Podosporaceae. The coding region runs from base 1 to 3687 and encodes 1228 amino acids. Gene Ontology annotation, cellular component: intracellular anatomical structure; nucleolus. The transcript has a single exon. Gene Ontology annotation, molecular function: helicase activity; ATP hydrolysis activity; RNA binding. The record is from RefSeq and is a predicted model, not a curated record.
AUGGCCGUCAAGAAAUUCGUCCCACGUCAGCGCAAGCGGAAGCAUCUUGAGCGCCAACGCGCCGAGGAGAGAGCUACUCUCGAUACAGAGCUCGAUGCAGAUUCCAAUGUUGUUGAGAUCACCCCGGCGCAGCAGGCUGAGGCCGAGGAGAAGAGAAAACAGUUGCGCGAGUCACUGAAGCCCGACGGUACCAAGGUCACUGGAAAGAAGGCCAAACGUCUAGAGAAGUACAUCGAAAGCAAGUUGAAGAAGGAUGAGAACCGAGAGCUCCUCAAAAAACUCGAGGCCAACAAGAUCGACACCAGUUUAUUCAGCAGUGCCAAGUCAAUUGGUCAAGUUAAGGAGACCAAGAAGCAAGCCAUCCGCCGCGUUCUCAGGGAGAAGGAUGCCGGUCUCGGCGUGGAUAAGUCAGACUUGACGCUGCUCUACCAGAAGCGCACUGUUAAGAAGGGGGAGGUCCCACAACAUCGGCAACCGGAGGAAUCCGACGAGCCUGAGGAGGAAGGACCCAGGACGACACAGCAGGGCACCAGCGCCAAGCAAGAUCAACCACAGUCCUCUACAACAGCGGCAGCUCCUACCACAUCGGCAGUCGGCUCUGGUCUGAAACGGCCACUCGAGGUCGACGACUCUGGCCGCCCAGUGCUUGCAAAGAGACAAAAGAGAGGCGGUGUGAAGUCGAAGUUCUCAUUAGCUGCGCCUGUCGUUCACGAAGAACCAGUAUCUGAUGAAUUUGGCGGGUUCAGCUCCGGUGAUGAAGAGGAGUCGGGUGAGGAGGAUGAGGACGAGUCUGAUGCUGGUGGGUCGGAGAAAAGUGAAGAGCAGUCGGAUGAGGACAUGAGUGAUGCUGGCAGUGGAGAGGACGAAGAGGAAGAGGAUGACGACGAAGAGAGUUCUGAAGAGGGGUCCGGCUCGGAGGACGAGGAAGACGAGGAGUCUAUGAAAGAGCGGCGGAAAGAAAGAUCAUCUGCUUUCAAGGCUUGGGCACACCAGCAACGAAACGAAGCUCUGGGAUACACACCAACAACUUCCACUAUACUCGAAAUGCCCAGACCAGAAAACUUCCAGCCCCGCCCAUUAGAGCAAGAGCCACUACCGAUUGAGUUGCAGCCAACAACCAAUGUCACCAGAAAGUCGCAUGCCGUCACCGUCACAAGGAACCCUGAGAUUGAGGAGGCUCGUUUCAAGCUUCCUGUCGUGGCUGAGGAACAGAAGAUUAUGGAGGCCAUUCACAACAACGACGUAGUCGUCAUCUGUGGUGCCACUGGCUCGGGAAAGACAACACAACUGCCGCAGUUUUUGUUUGAGGCUGGCUACGGUGACCAGAAGGGUCCUACUCCUGGCAUGAUUGGCGUCACCCAGCCGAGACGUGUGGCUGCUGUCAGUAUGUCGAAACGGGUUGGUCAGGAGAUGGGAGACUUUUCCAAGGUUGUCGCCUACCAGAUUCGGUUCGAGGGCACCGUCGAUCCCAACACAGCCAUCAAGUUCAUGACUGAUGGUGUUCUCCUCCGAGAGGCGGCCCAGGAUUUUGCACUUCGCAAGUACUCUGCCAUUAUCAUCGAUGAAGCCCACGAGAGAAGUGUCAACACCGAUAUCCUCAUCGCAAUACUCAGCCGAGUGGUCAAGCUGAGAGCUGAGCUGGCCAAGGAAGACCCCACAACAAAGCCUUUGAAGCUGAUCAUCAUGUCUGCCACUUUACGUGUUGAAGAAUUUACACAAAAUACCGCGCUCUUUGAGACUCCGCCACGAGUUAUCGAUGUGGAGGGCCGUCAACACGAGGUCACCAUCCACUUCGCCAAGAAGACACGACACGACUAUGUCGAGGACGCCUUUCGCAAAAUCAGCAGAGGUCAUCGAAAGCUGCCACCAGGUGGCAUGCUUGUGUUUCUCACUGGCCAAGGCGAGAUCACCCAACUCAGCAAGCGUCUCAAGACUGCUUUUGGCGGUGGCAUGAACACUGCAUCUGGGCCCAAGGUCAAGAUUUCAGCCAAGGAAGCUCCUAUCGAGGCUGAGGAUAUCGACUUUGGUGAUAUCGAUGACAGAGCGGUUCACGAUAUGGAUGAAGAUGAGAUUUCCGACGAGGAAGAAGAGGAGAAGGAAUUCGACAUUGAGGAUGAGGAGUCCGGAACAGGACCAAGAAAGAUGCAUAUCUUGCCCUUGUACUCGAUGCUUCCGACAAAAGAGCAGAUGAAGGUCUUCGAGCCACCCCCGGACGGCUCGCGAUUGGUCAUCUUGUCGACAAACGUUGCAGAGACCAGUUUGACUAUUCCUGGUAUUCGGUAUGUCUUCGACUGUGGCAGAUCCAAGGAGCGCCGGUAUGACCCUGUGAGCAACGUCCAGAGCUUCCAGAUCGAUUGGAUCAGCAAGGCAAGUGCGCAACAACGUGCCGGUCGUGCCGGUCGUACUGGCCCUGGCCAUUGCUGGAGGCUGUACUCGUCUGCGAUUUACGAAAGGGACUUCCCUCUCUUUGCCGACCCAGAGCUGCUCCGCAUGCCCAUCGAGGGCGUCGUUCUACAACUGAAGGCCAUGAACUUGCAACACGUCGUCAACUUUCCAUUCCCGACACCCCCAGAGCGAGAAAGCCUGGUCAAGGCUGAGAAGCUUUUGACCUACCUUUCAGCCAUCACACCUGAGGGGCAGAUCACGCCAACAGGCUCGACCAUGUCCAUUUUCCCCUUGUCACCUCGCUUCUCACGCAUCCUGUUGGUUGGACAUCUUCACGGCUGCCUGCCAUAUACCAUUGCUCUGGUUGCCGCCCUGUCUGCUGGUGAGAUUUUCAUCAACGAACACCAAGCCAUUCCAGCAUUAGAGGAGAGCACCGAAGACUUCCGUACCAAUGAAGAGGCGAUCGCCGAGGAAAAGCGAGCGAGAGUUCGUCAAGCAUAUAAUGCUGUCCACAAGAACUUUUGCUACCUCGACGACAAGAGUGACGCCAUCAAGCUGCUCCAGGUUGUAGGAGAGUUUGCCCAUGAGCCCACAGAAGCCUGGUGCGAAAGCCACUUUGUGCGGUUCAAGAUCCUAAAGGAAAUUCGGCAGCUGCAAUUCCAGAUCGCGGAUCUCCUGAGGACCAACAUUCCACAACACGCCAAUUUCAAGCUUGAGGAGAAACUGGACCCUCCUUCUGCUACACAGGUCCAAGCUCUCAAGCAGAUGAUUGCCGCAGGCUUCAUUGAUCAAGUCGCCAUCAGGGCUGACAAGGCUCCCAACCCGCCUGAGACGUACAGGAAACCACGUCGUGCGAUCGAUGUUCCAUACAUCCCUCUCAUCCCGCUUGAGGGUGAUCAAAAGGUUGAGGAUCCUCUUGACAGGCUGGUAUACAUACAUCCAACUUCUCCUCUUGCUCAUCUCAGCAUUGCCGAAUGCCCCGAGUACAUCUGCUAUGCCUACCUCCAGAAGGCUGGCAACACAGGCGCAGACGGUGAGAAGAAGGUCAAGACGAGGAUGCAUGCUUUGACAGACUUGACAGCAGGCCAGAUCGCUUCUCUAGCCAAGGGUACGCCACUUCUCACGUAUGGCAAGCCCAUCAAAGAGGUCAAGGGCUCUGAAAGUGCCGAUGGCAAGACGAAGGAGGUCUGGGUGAUCCCAUAUCUUCGGUCUGAGGGCGGCGCUGGAGGGCUGGGAUGGCCAUUGCCAGCAAGAAGAGUGACACAGCGCAAGGUUCCUGGGAAGGGUUGGAUUGUUGAGUAA